Messenger RNA from Dipodomys ordii (Ord's kangaroo rat), 1122 nucleotides. Its product is annotated as dual specificity protein kinase CLK4. The record is from RefSeq and is a predicted model, not a curated record. Gene Ontology annotation, cellular component: nucleus. The transcript is spliced from 11 exons. Gene Ontology annotation, molecular function: ATP binding; protein tyrosine kinase activity. Gene Ontology annotation, biological process: regulation of RNA splicing; protein phosphorylation. Bases 12 to 917 code for a protein of 301 amino acids. Lineage: Eukaryota; Metazoa; Chordata; Mammalia; Rodentia; Heteromyidae.
UUGAUCAUGCCAUGGAUGGCUUACAUGUAGCGGUGAAAAUUGUAAAAAAUGUAGGCCGUUAUCGUGAAGCAGCUCGUUCAGAAAUCCAAGUAUUGGAACAUUUAAAUAGUACUGAUCCCAAUAGUGUCUUCCGAUGUGUCCAGAUGCUAGAGUGGUUUGAUCAUCAUGGUCAUGUUUGUAUUGUGUUUGAACUGCUGGGACUUAGUACCUAUGAUUUCAUUAAAGAAAACAGCUUUCUGCCCUUUCAAAUUGAUCACAUCAGGCAGAUGGCUUAUCAGAUCUGCCAGUCAAUAAAUUUUUUGCAUCAUAAUAAAUUAACCCAUACAGAUCUGAAACCUGAAAAUAUACUGUUUGUGAAAUCUGACUAUGUGGUCAAAUAUAAUUCUAAAAUGAAACGUGAUGAACGAACCCUGAAGAACACAGAUAUCAAGGUUGUGGACUUUGGAAGUGCGACAUAUGAUGAUGAACACCAUAGUACUUUGGUGUCUACACGGCACUACAGAGCUCCAGAGGUCAUUUUGGCUUUAGGUUGGUCUCAGCCUUGCGAUGUUUGGAGCAUUGGUUGCAUUCUUAUUGAAUAUUACCUUGGGUUCACAGUCUUUCAGACUCAUGACAGUAAAGAACAUCUGGCAAUGAUGGAACGGAUUUUGGGACCCAUACCAACACACAUGAUUCAGAAAACAAGAAAACGCAAGUAUUUUCACCAUAACCAGCUUGAUUGGGAUGAGCACAGUUCUGCUGGGAGAUACGUUAGGAGGCGCUGCAAACCAUUAAAGGAGUUUAUGCUCUGUCAUGAUGAAGAACACGAGAAGUUAUUUGACCUGGUUCGAAGAAUGUUGGAAUAUGAACCAACCAAAAGAAUUACCUUGGAUGAAGCCUUGCAGCACCCUUUCUUUGACUUAUUAAAAAAGAAAUGAAAUGGAAAUUGGUGGUCUUACUAUAUACUUCUCUAGAAGAAAUUACUUUAAGACUGUGUCAGUCAAUUAUGCAUUCUAAUAUUUUUGUAAACAUUAAAUUAUUUUGUACAGUUAAGUGUAAAUACUGUAUGUUUUGUAUCAAUAGUAUAAUUACCUUGUUAAGCAAGUAUGAUCUUGAUAAUGAAUGAAAUGAAGUUAAAAUUAA